Anopheles coustani is the source of this 1133-nucleotide messenger RNA. It is a transcript of the gene Rpb7, whose product is annotated as DNA-directed RNA polymerase II subunit RPB7. The transcript is spliced from 3 exons. Gene Ontology annotation, biological process: transcription initiation at RNA polymerase II promoter; positive regulation of translational initiation; DNA-templated transcription. Gene Ontology annotation, cellular component: RNA polymerase II, core complex; P-body. Gene Ontology annotation, molecular function: single-stranded DNA binding; single-stranded RNA binding; translation initiation factor binding. Bases 126 to 647 code for a protein of 173 amino acids. Lineage: Eukaryota; Metazoa; Arthropoda; Insecta; Diptera; Culicidae. The record is from RefSeq and is a predicted model, not a curated record.
AUUCCGUAGAUUUUAGGCGGUUUGCACGCAAAACAAACUUAACUCGGUUGGGAUUACAUCUGUGGAGAGAUUUGUUUAUAUUCACCGUUCCCCGUUCGUCUGCAGUGUGCCUCAACCAAAGCAAAAUGUUCUACCAUAUAUCCUUGGAGCACGAGAUUUUGCUUCAUCCGCGAUACUUUGGACCCCAGCUAAUCGAAACGGUGAAGCAGAAACUGUACACCGAGGUUGAAGGAACGUGUACCGGCAAAUAUGGAUUCGUGAUCGCGGUAACAACAAUAGACGACAUUGGUUCCGGUACGAUACAACCGGGCCAGGGCUUUGUGGUGUAUCCGGUCAAGUAUAAGGCGAUCGUAUUCCGGCCGUUCAAGGGGGAGGUACUGGAUGCGACGGUAAAGCAGGUCAACAAGGUGGGCAUGUUUGCCGAGAUCGGACCCCUGUCGUGCUUCAUAUCGCACCAUUCCAUUCCGGCCGAUAUGCAGUUUUGCCCGAACGGGGCACCACCUUGCUAUCGAGCGAAGAACGGCGAAAGCGUGAUAGCGGCGGAGGACAAGAUUCGGCUGAAAAUUGUCGGUACACGCGUGGACGCUACUGGCAUUUUUGCCAUCGGGACGUUAAUGGACGAUUAUUUGGGCCUUGUUGGUAGUUAAUGACGGUGGACGAUUGGGUUCCUGACAAGUUAUCGAUAAACUAUAUUUAUAAGAAACCGCGUGAAGAAAAGAUUAAAUACAUUAAGUUGUGAAUUAAUUUCAAAAAUCAGAUGUCAAUUUGACUCAAGAAAGAAUAAUUUCUCAUCUCAAUGGGUUUCAACAGGAAUAAAAACACACACCUCACCCUUUUAAGUGUAAUAUCUCUUAUUAUUACUCCUUAAACGGAUCCAAUCUUCCAAAGAAAGGUUUGUAAAGAUCCGCCAACUUGAACGGAACAUGGGCGACAAAAGAAAGUGUAUCAAGACAGCAACAGCAGCAGCAUCAUCGGCGCAACCGUACCGUCCCUUACUCCAUCUCCUGUGCGCGCAGUCUGGCGUUCCGGUUCGUGACGGCAAUGGCCAGCUGCUUCGCGCGUUCGACGAUUGCCUUGCGCUUCUUCGACGAUACACCGUGGGCGAUCUCGGCGCAGUACACACGGUUCUGCAU